AGCAUUCACACUACUUGUAGUGCCAGUCCAAGAAUCAUUACUUAAUUCUUCAGCUGACAAUUUAGAUAAAACUCAAUUCCUUAUAUUCAUGGCCCUUCAGGCUGCUGCCCUACUUCCUUCUGCUUUCUCUAUUCCCAAGGAGGGAAAAGCUAGUGCAACUUUGAAGGAUUCUAGUCUCUUUGGAAUUUCUCUCUCAUACCACAUUAAAUCUGAUUUUGGCUCUUUAUUCAAAGUCAAGAGCCAAAGAAGGUUGUCCCAUGGAUCUAUUAGAGCCGAGACAAUGGUUGCAACUCCAGGUGUUACUAAUGCCUCUGUGUCAGGAAAGAAAACAUUAAGAAAAGGGUGUGUAGUAGUUACUGGAGCCUCUUCAGGAUUAGGCCUAGCCACAGCAAAAGCACUAGCUGAGACAGGAAAAUGGCAUGUGAUUAUGGCAUGUAGAGACUUUCUAAAAACUGAAAGAGCAGCAAAAUCAGCAGGCAUUCCUAAGGAGAACUACACCAUAAUGCACUUAGACCUUGCGUCCCUCGACAGUGUUCACCAGUUUGUCGAUAACUUCCGGAGAUCAGGCCGCCCUCUUGAUGUAUUGGUUUGCAAUGCAGCCGUUUAUCAACCAACUGCUAAAGAGCCUUCUUUCACUGCUGAUGGAUUUGAGCUUAGUGUUGGGACUAACCACCUCGGUCACUUCCUUCUUUCAAGAUUGUUGCUGGAUGAUUUGAAGCAGUCUGAUUACCCUUCAAAGAGACUCAUCAUUGUUGGUUCCAUUACAGGAAACACAAAUACUUUGGCUGGAAAUGUGCCUCCAAAAGCAAAUCUUGGGGACUUGAGGGGAUUGGCAAGGGGACUGGACGGGCUGAACAGCUCGGCCAUGAUCGAUGGUGGAGACUUUGAUGGUGCAAAAGCAUAUAAAGACAGCAAAGUUUGCAAUAUGCUCACUAUGCAGGAAUUCCACAGGCGAUACCACGAGGAGACUGGCAUCACAUUUGCCUCUUUAUACCCGGGCUGCAUAGCAACAACAGGACUCUUCAGGGAGCAUAUUCCCUUGUUUAGGCUCCUUUUCCCUCCAUUCCAGAAGUACAUUACCAAGGGAUUCGUCUCUGAGACAGAAUCUGGAAAGAGACUCGCACAGGUUGUAAGUGAUCCAAGCCUUACAAAAUCAGGUGUCUAUUGGAGCUGGAACAAGAAUUCUUCUUCUUUUGAAAAUCAGCUGUCACAAGAAGCCAGUGAUGCAGAGAAAGCGCGUAAAGUGUGGGAAGUCAGUGAGAAACUCGUCGGUUUGGCAUAAAUUUUCCGGACUGAACAUAACUUUUGCCAAGGCAAAGAAGAAAAGAGAAUUCAUGAGUGAGGAUUUGAAUCGAAAUUCUGUUUUGUUGUAGAAAAAGGUUGUUACGUUGUAAGGUUCUGAUUUAGGAAUAAAAAUAUCACUCCAAUUUGCUUCCAAUAUGAAAGUGAUGGCCAUGUACAUUUUGGUUUCUUAUUUUCCUGCUUUUGUAUUGCAAUGGAUAAGAGCACUGUCCUGCCAAGGUGGAAGCUUCCAGUUCGAUUGUACUCUUUUCCCCUCUAAAAAUAAUUAUA
Nicotiana tabacum (common tobacco) is the source of this 1572-nucleotide messenger RNA. RefSeq names its product protochlorophyllide reductase, chloroplastic-like. The record is from RefSeq and is a predicted model, not a curated record. Lineage: Eukaryota; Viridiplantae; Streptophyta; Magnoliopsida; Solanales; Solanaceae. Gene Ontology annotation, molecular function: protochlorophyllide reductase activity.